GAAAUGUGUAGUGUCAACACCUGCGCACACAUGUGGUUUGCAAGCAUGAGAUGAAUGAAGCCUUGGUUAAAAUCUAUAUGUGAUAUAUGUUCUAAAUUAUAUUAAUACUGCAUGAUACGUAAACUGCUACCAAUAUGAAGUUUGCAUACAGGUUCUCCAACCUGUUGGGAGCUGUUUACCGCCAUGGGAACCUGAGCUUCUCCAAGGAUGGAAACUCUGUGAUCAGUCCGGUUGGAAAUCGAAUAUCUGUCUUUGACUUGAAAAAUAACAAGUCUGAAACGCUGCCAGUGUCCACAACGAAGAACAUUACUUGUGUUGGCCUUUCCCCGGAUGGCUGCUUGGCAGUGUUGGUUGAUGAAGAUGGAGCAGCGUUGUUAGUCAGUCUUGUAACAAGGGCUUCGCUUCAUCAUUUCCACUUUCACAAACCUGUGAACAGUGUACGAUUCUCUCCUGACGGCAGGAAGUUUGUGGUCACCAAGGAGAAUGUCGCCCUGAUGUACCAUGCUCCUGGGAAGAAACGGGAGUUCAACGCCUUUGUGUUGGACAAGAGCUACUAUGGGCCCUAUGAUGAGACCACCUGCAUCGACUGGACAGACGACUCCAAGUGCUUUGUUGUGGGAAGCAAAGACAUGUCGACCUGGGUGUUUGGAGCCGAGCGCUGGGCCAACCUGAUCUACUACUCUCUAGGAGGACACAAGGACCUCAUCGUCGGUUGCUUCUUUGAAAAAGACAGUUUGGAUUUGUACACAGUGAGUCAGGAUGGGAUGCUGUGUGUGUGGGAGAGCGACACGGAGCCGGAUGGCCUGGUUCUCAGGAGGCCCCGGGAGACCCCACAACCAGCGGGGAGACCGAGCACCCGAGGGGACCAGUCUGAGGAGGAAGAGAACAGGGAGGAAGGAGAGGAGGGAGAGCCUCGAGGGGAGGUUGUCAAAGGAAAGGCAGAUGGGCCAAUAGAAACGGAGGGAGUAGCAAACGUCAGAUACAAACUGAUUAGCAAGCAUUUUUUCAACAAGGAAGGCGACUUCAACAACCUGACGGCAGCCACCUUCCACAAACCGACACACAUCCUGGUGACGGGCUUUGCAUCUGGGGUCUUCCACCUCCACGAGCUCCCUGAUUUCAACCUCAUUCACUCCCUCAGCAUCUCUGACCAGAGGAUUGCCUCAGUGGCUAUCAACGGCUCCGGAGACUGGAUAGGCUUUGGCUGCUCAGGGUUAGGACAGCUGUUGGUGUGGGAAUGGCAGAGCGAGUCAUACGUCUUCAAGCAGCAGGGACACUUCAACAACAUGGCCGCCCUGGCCUACUCUCCUGACGGCCAGUACAUUGUAACAGGAGGGGAUGAUGGGAAAGUGAAGGUAUGGAACACCAGCAGUGGCCUGUGCUUCGUCACCUUCACCGAGCACACCAGCAGUGUCACCAAUGUCACCUUCACCUCCAGCGGCUUUGUCAUCGUCAGCGCAUCUCUCGAUGGCACCGUCCGAGCUUUCGACCUGCACAGGUACCGCAACUUCCGGACGUUCACGUCCCCGCGGCCCACUCAGUUCUCCUCUCUGGCGGUGGACCCCAGCGGGGAUCUGGUGACAGCUGGAGCCCAAGACUCCUUCGAGGUCUUCAUCUGGUCCAUGCAGACCGGGCGCCUGCUGGAGGUCCUGGGGGGUCAUGAGGGCCCAGUGAGCUGCCUGUGCUUCAGCCCGGUCCAGUCUAUCCUGGCCAGCAUCUCGUGGGACCGCACCGUGCGUCUCUGGGACAUGCUGGACAGCUGGCAGACCAAAGAGACCCUGCGCCUCACCUCCGACGGCCUGGCCGUGUCCUACCGCCCAGACGGGCAGGAGCUGGCAGUGGCCACCCUGAACGGAGAGAUCUCCUUCUGGAACCCCCAGACGGCCGCGCAGCUAGGCUCCAUCGCCGGGCGUCACGACUUGGAGACAGGCCGCAAAGAGACAGACAAGAUCACUGCCAAACAGCUAGCGAAGGGAAAGUCCUUUACGUCGCUGUGCUACUCGGCGGACGGGGAGUCUAUACUGGCUGGCGGUCAGUCCAAGUUUGUCUGCAUCUACAACAUCAGGGAGCAGAUCCUCAUGAAGAAGUUUGAGAUCUCCUGCAACUUGUCUCUGGACGCCAUGGAGGAGUUUUUGGAUCGGCGGAAGAUGACAGAGUUUGGGAGUAUUGCGCUGGUCGACGAGGGGGUGGGGGAUGGAGAUGGGGUCCAGCUCAGUCUGCCUGGGGUCAGGAAAGGAGACAUGAGUUCUCGUCAUUUCAAACCUGAGAUCAGGGUCACCUCCCUGCGUUUUUCUCCUACUGGUCGGAGCUGGGCUGCCACGUCCACAGAGGGUCUGCUCAUCUAUUCCCUGGACGGGGCUCUGGUCUUUGACCCCUACGACCUCGACCUCGACGUGACCCCGCUCAGCGUCCGCCGCCAGCUGCGGAAGAUGGAGUGGGCGUCGGCUAUCGUGCUGGCGUUCCGCCUCAACGAGAGUGUCCUCACACAGGAGGUCCUAGAGGCCAUCCCACAUCAGCAGAUCCCGGUGGUGUGCGGCUCCCUCCCUGACGUGUACGUCGAGAAGCUGCUGGGCUUCUUGGCGUCGGCCCUGGAGAAGUCUGGUCACCUGCAGUUCUACUUGAGCUGGGCGCAGUCUCUCCUCACUCAGCACGGACAGAAGCUCAAGAGCAGGUCUACGGCCAUACUACCCACCAUUCAGUCUCUUCAGAAGAGUAUCCAAAGGCAUUUUGAGGAUCUCUCAAAACUGUGCGACUGGAACAUGUACACCAUCCGAUAUGCUGUGGCCCUGUCCAAGCAGAGGGGCGUAAAGAGAGGCGCAGACAAACAGGGGCAGGAGGAGGAGGAGGACGAGGAGGAGGAAGAGAUGUCAGACAAGAUGAGUGAAGCUUCACUGAUGAUCCUGUAGGGUUGAUUGCAUCCAAACAAAUAUUGAGUGGGCAUCCUCUCCUUCAGUGGGAGAGAGGGACUUGUAGCAGACCUCUCUAAGUGAACACAAGAAUUUGAGAGAAGGGUUCAGUCACUUCUGUUCUGAAAGACACAGCGCAUGUGUCAAUAGUGUAACGUCUUUUUGCAUCAAUUGUAAACUUUUUUAUAGUAAAAUAUUGUGUGAAACUGGA
Molecule: messenger RNA, 3117 nt
Organism: Osmerus eperlanus (European smelt)
Lineage: Eukaryota; Metazoa; Chordata; Actinopteri; Osmeriformes; Osmeridae
Gene: pwp2h
Product: PWP2 small subunit processome component
Exons: 20
Coding region: 135-2906 (923 amino acids)
Biological process (GO): maturation of SSU-rRNA from tricistronic rRNA transcript (SSU-rRNA, 5.8S rRNA, LSU-rRNA); ribosomal small subunit assembly
Cellular component (GO): Pwp2p-containing subcomplex of 90S preribosome; small-subunit processome
Molecular function (GO): protein binding
Source: RefSeq, a predicted model, not a curated record